Cylicostephanus goldi is the source of this 410-nucleotide messenger RNA. The record is from the annotation of a GenBank genome assembly. NCBI's taxonomy places the organism in Eukaryota, Metazoa, Nematoda, Chromadorea, Rhabditida, Strongylidae.
AUGGACUAUCGGAUGCAGAGGCAAGAAGGUUGCGAAUCAUUGCAUCUAAAGCUUCUAAUCCUGAAAGUAUUCCGAAUGAUUGUUGUUAUUUUCAGGGGCUACAGAGAGUACAAUGUGACCACUUACCUAGCCGAUCGAGGGAUCACCAUCUUAGGAAACCUUGAAAUGUCCAAAUACUGGAAUGCCUCAUUUCUGGCUGAUUCUGUCGACAAUCUCAGCAAAAUAUGUCGAGUGAUUCUGCCUCUGUUGGGUAAUCAACUAUCUGACUAUGUAUUAUUUCUUGAUGCAAUGAAUACAACGGGACAUUUGACUCCUGAGUAUAGCAUACUUAUUGUAUUCUGGGAUUAUCAGGUGUGGAGAAUAAGAGAUGCUAAAUGCAUGGAUAAUCUCUCUGUUUAUUUGCUAUGACU